ACCAUUCAAAAGAAGAAACUGAAAAACUCCCCACUCUCAGUCAUUCCCCUCUCGGCCUCUGCAACUUUUUGUUUCUCCGAGAAAUCGAAAUCGAAGACGAAGACAAAGAAGAAGAAGAAGAAGAAGCACCAUCAAUGGGCUGCGUCUCCUCCAAACUCUACCGGAAAGACCUUCAGAGAGACAUCAUCGUCAACCAUGGCGGCGACUACAUCAACCACGUCGUCUCUCUCACCUCCAGCACUUACGGCCUUCUCAAUCUCGACGCCGAUCAGAGAUCCAAGGAGUUAGUUUCUGAGGCGGCGGCGACGAAAUCGCCUCCUCGCGAAGAUCCAGAAGUGAUUAACGCUUGGGAGCUCAUGGACGGCCUCGAGGAAGGGAUUCCGAUUGCGAAUCGGGCCAAGAGAAGCCCUAAACCUAGGGCUUUUCUCCGCGGAUUGGCCGAUUUGGACCGGAGAAGUCCGCUGAAGUUUUUCAAUCAAAUCGGCACUCCGAAGAAGGCGAUUCGGUCCGCCGGGAAGGAGAAUCGUGGCAGAGGAAACGGAAUCGGACGAUUGGAUUAUAGCCCUCGGGAGAUACUGAAAGUGAACAAUGUGUCGAGGAUUUCGCCCAAAUCGGUUCUGAAAUUGAGCGUUCCGGUUAAGAGUUCGCCGAUUUCGGCGAGAAGACAGAGUUUCGGAAGCGAUUCGGGAAUUCUCUCCGCUCGACGGAGGAGUUUGAGUCCACUGUUCGAUCCAGAGCUCGUGGCGUCGUACGAGAGACAAUUAACCGAAGAAGGCGAACAAAUCAAGAGAAUAGUUUCGGAGACGCCCAAAUCUCGGGCGGCGCGACAUUUCGAAGAAUCAAAAUCCGCACUCCGACAGUUCGAGGAGCGGUGCCCGCCCGGCGGAGAAACCGCCGUCGUGAUCUACACGACGACGCUUCGAGGAAUCAGGAAGACGUUCGAGGACUGCAACAAGGUACGAUCAAUCGUGGAAUCUUACGGCAUUCACUUGGUGGAGCGAGACGUAUCCAUGGAUUCCGGGUUCAGAGAGGAGCUGAGGGCGCUGAUGGGGAGCAAGGAGGUGAAAGUUCCGGUGGUUUUUGUGAGAGGGAGGCUGAUCGGAGGGGCGGCGGAGGUGGUGAAGUUGGAGGAGGAGGGGAAGUUGGGGGUUCUGUUCGAGGGGAUUCCGACGGCGGCCGGUGGCGGCGGGUGCGAAGGCUGCGGCGGCGUGAGGUUCGUGAUGUGUGUGGAUUGCAAUGGAAGCUGUAAAGUUUUGGAUGAGACGAAGAAGAAGACGAUCAAAUGUGGUGAGUGUAACGAAAAUGGGUUGAUUCAGUGCCCUAUUUGUUCUUGAAAUUUCACCAAAUUUGACAAUUUGGGGCUUUUCAGGGAAAAUUAGAAAAUUUCCCCCUUUUUUUUUCUUUUUAAAAACUUAUUUCAAGUGUUGGAAAUGGGCUCUAAAGUUAGUUUUAGGACCUGUGUUUUGUUGGUUUUUUUUUAUUGUUUAAACUAGUUCAUCCUAACACGAUGAUUUAUUUUGACUUCAA
Molecule: messenger RNA, 1527 nt
Organism: Momordica charantia (bitter melon)
Lineage: Eukaryota; Viridiplantae; Streptophyta; Magnoliopsida; Cucurbitales; Cucurbitaceae
Product: Glutaredoxin family protein
Source: RefSeq, a predicted model, not a curated record